GAGGCGCUGAGGCGGAGCCAAUGAGCUCACGGCCUGGGGCCUGGAGGCGGGAGACGCUGGUGCGGAGCUCCGGGUGGGGAAAGGAAGCCGCGACCAGAGCCGCCGGAGGGAGGGGACCGAGCCCCCCGCCAGACUCGGAUCCCAAAUGGCGCAGUGGGAGAUGCUGCAGGAUCUCGACAGCCCGUUCCAGGAGCAGCUGCACCAGCUCUAUGCAAACAGCCUCCUGCCGGUGGACAUUCGGCAGGACCUGGCGGUGUGGAUCGAAGACCAGAACUGGCAGGAAGCUGCGCUGGGCAAUGACCAUUCCCAGGCUGAUAUGCUCUGCUUCUACUUCCUGGAACAACUAAACGAAGAGUGUGCCCGCUGCAGCCAGGACCCCGAGUGCUUGUUGUUGCAGCAUAACUUGCGAAAAUUCUAUCGGGACAUUAAGGCCUUACCCCGGGGCCCUAUCCAGUUGGCUGAGAUGAUCUUCAAUCUCCUUCUGGAAGAAAAACGAAUUCUGAUGCAGGCUCAGAGGGCUCAAGUGGAGCAAGAAGAGCCAGCCCCCGAAGCACCUGUACAGAGCCAGCAGCAUGAGAUCGAAUCCCGGAUCCUGGAAUUAAGGGCUAUGAUGGAGAAGCUGGUGAAGUCCGUCAGCCAGCUGAAGGACCUGCAGGAUGUCUUCCUCUUCCGAUUCAACACUCAGGCCCCAGCGAGGACACCUCUGGACCCCCAUCAGACCAGACAGGAGCAGAUUCUGCAGGCAACUCUCAAUGAACUGGACAAAAGGAGAAAGGAGGUGCUGGAUGCCUCCAGAGGACUGCUCGGCCGACUGACCACCCUAACGGACCUCCUGCUGCCCAAUCUGGAGCAGUGGAAAGCCCAGCAGCAGAGAACCUGCAUCGGAGCCCCCGCGGAGGGAGGGCUGGAACUGGUCCAGCUGGAGAAGUGGUUCACAGACGGAGCCCAGCUCUUGUUUCACCUGCGGCAGCUGCUGAAGGAGCUGAAGGACUUGAGCCAUGUCAGCUAUGACAACGACCGGCUGGCCUCAGGGGCGGACCAGCAGCAGGCCCGGGCCACAGAGCUGCUGCGGCACCUGCUCCACAGGGCCUUUGUGGUGGAGAGCCAGCCAUGCAUGCCUCAGACUCCCCACCGCCCCCUCGUCCUCCGCACCGGGAGCAAGUUCACCGUCCGAACAAGACUGCUGGUGAGGCUGCAGGAAGGCAGCGAGUCACUGACUGCAGAAGUCUUUAUUGACAAGAAUCCUCCUCAAUCACAGGGCUUCCGGAAGUUCAACAUUCUGACCUCAACCCAGAAAACGUUGACCCCCGACAAAGGGCAGAGUCAGGGCUUAAUUUGGGACUUCGGCUAUCUGACUCUGUUGGAGCAACGUGCGGGCGGCUCAGGAAAGGGCAGCAGCAAGGGUCUGCUGGGCGUGACAGAGGAACUGCACAUCAUCAGCUUCACGGUCAGAUACACCUACCAGGGGCUGAAGCAGGAGCUGAAAGCAGACACCCUCCCUGUGGUGGUCAUUUCUAACCCGAACCAACUCUCCAUCGCCUGGGCCUCCAUUCUCUGGUUCAAUCUGCUCAGCUCAGACCCUCAGAAUCAGCAGUUCUUCUCCAGCCCCCCGAAGGCCCCCUGGGCCUUACUGGGCCCCGCGCUCAGUUGGCAGUUCUCCUCCUACGUUGGCCGAGGCCUCGACCGGGACCAGCUGAACAUGCUGAAGGACAAGCUGUUUGGGCAGAACUCUGGGAGCGAGGGGGCGUCGUUGUCCUGGGCCGACUUCACCAAGCGAGAGAGCCCGCCGGGAAAGCUGCCGUUCUGGACGUGGUUAGACAAGAUCCUGGAGCUGGUCCAUGACCACCUGAAGGAUCUCUGGAAUGAUGGGCGCAUCAUGGGCUUCGUGAGCCGCAGCCAGGAGCGCCGGCUGCUCAAGAAGACGGUCUCCGGCACCUUCCUGCUGCGCUUCAGCGAGACGGCGGAGGGCGGCGUCACCUGCUCCUGGGUGGAGCACCAGGACGAUGAUAAGGUGCUCAUCCAGUCGGUGAAGCCCUUCACCAAGGAGGUGCUGCAGUCGCUGCCGCUGACCAAGAUCAUCCGCCACUACCAGCUGCUCACCGAGGAGAACGUGCCCGAGAACCCGCUGCGCUUCCUCUACCCCCGCACCCCCCGCGACGAAGCCUUCGGGGGCUACUACGAGGACAAAGUCAAUCUGGAGGAGCAAAGGAAGUACCUGACGCGGAAGCUCAUCGUGGUCUCCAACAGGCAGGUGGAUGAGCUGCAGCUACCGCCGGAGCCUAACCUGGAGCCAGAAGUGGAGUCGUUAGAGCUGCCUCUGGAGCUGGCUCCAGGCCCGGAGCUGGAUCUAGGGCUAGACCUGGAGUUGGAGCCACUGCUGAAGGCAGGGCUGGACCUGGGGCCACCACUGGAGCCUGCACUGGACGGGGUAUCCCCAAGAAUGCCGGACCUGGCACCAGAGCUGAAGCUGGAGCCUCUUCUAGAGCCUGUUUCACAGCCCAUGCCAGAGGCAGAGCCAGAGUCAGACUUGCCCCACGAUCUGAGACACUUGAACACUGAGGGAAUGGAAAUCUUCAUGAACAACAUCGAAGAAAUCAUGCCAAACGGCGACCCGCUGUUAGCGGGCCAGAGCCCCGUGGAGGAGGCGUGCAUCUUCUACCGCAGCCAUUUCUUCGCAGACGGCCCCUUGACUCCUGACUACUAGGAACUACGUUUCCUCUCUUCUUUCCAUCUCUUACCCCGUACCAAUCCCUACAUCACGGUGUCGCUCUCCCAGGAUGGGGAAUCAAGCACGUGCCCCUCCAAGCUGGGUUAACGGCCUGAUUUGAAGUGUAAUAUGGGUUAGAAGAGGGCACCAGUGAACCAGAACGGAUGUUGGCCAUCGCCCAACGUAGCAUCCCGGAGGCUGCCUGCUGUGCUGGGAGGAGUAGCGGUUUUAGGAACAGGCCGGGGCAGUUCGGAGGUACUUGGAGGGCUCAGAGAAGUCGCUUCUUUCCAGGAUGGGAGAAUUUCCACGUUUUAACAGCUGGAAAGACUAACCUGGCGCCCACUGGCAUUGGCCCGCAGUGCGGAACGGACCUGUGGCAGGACUCCAUGUCUCCUCCCUCAUGGCAAAGACGGCCUUCUCCUUUCUCCCUCCCCUCACUCUGGUCCUAAGUUUCCUCUUUUCCUGCAGGGACUGAGCGCUUCCUGCUCAGCCACACUGUGAAGCUCCCCUCUGAAGACGGAAGUAGGAGGUAGACCUCUUCUCCUCUUCUUACCUGUCCCUCCCGCCGCCCUCCAGAGCCAGGGCUAAGCCUGCAGGUAGAGCCACCACUAAAGGCAGGGCUGGCCCCGGGGCCUUUAGCACUGGCCACAUCCAUUCCUCCCCUGGAAGCCGAGCCUGCCAGCCUGAUGUGCCUGUGAAGCUUUGCACAAUGAUAACUCUGCCUCGUCUCCACUUUCCCGAUGCUUAGGAGACAGGGGUUACCUAGCUGAGAAUUCAGGAACCGCUUUUUAUAGUAUAGAUUGGCAUGUUUUCGGAGGAAGAGAACCCCGGGGGGGUCUUAUAUAUUUCUCUAUUAAGAUGUCAUCCCUUUCUUCUGUGCAAUCUACCUGAAAAGAC
Molecule: messenger RNA, 3604 nt
Organism: Pipistrellus kuhlii (Kuhl's pipistrelle)
Lineage: Eukaryota; Metazoa; Chordata; Mammalia; Chiroptera; Vespertilionidae
Gene: STAT2
Product: signal transducer and activator of transcription 2
Exons: 24
Coding region: 146-2704 (852 amino acids)
Biological process (GO): defense response; cell surface receptor signaling pathway via JAK-STAT; type I interferon-mediated signaling pathway
Molecular function (GO): DNA-binding transcription factor activity, RNA polymerase II-specific; RNA polymerase II cis-regulatory region sequence-specific DNA binding
Source: RefSeq, a predicted model, not a curated record